UUCAACCGUGGGGGGAAAGACAGCGCCGAGCGGCGUUCCAACUUUUCUUAACCGUGCUGUUUAUCGGAAGUGUGUCGGCACACAGCCCCGUGAGUAACGGUGACUCGCAAUUGUUAAAAACCUGUCUUGCCGCGAGCGCUCAGAUAGUUCUGCGUCUUCGCAGGUGAGUGAUUGUACAAGCCUGCGCGUGACUCAACCCCCUUCUGCGCGAGACCGUCCUGUACCAGCUUUUAGGUUUCAAAACAUUUACGCAUGGGCUGUGUAGCUUGUGUCCAAUUACCUCAUCAGUCCACCACCACCGCGACCUCAUAUACCCACCCCGGCUCAGAUAUGGGAGUAGAAGAAAAACUUAUGCUGAGACAGAUGUCCGUAGACAACUUCCCGCUCUGCACGCGCGCGGACAUAUUAGAACCAAUGGACGAACACCCCCCCAAAGACGCGAGGAAACCAAGAAGGUAUUGCUAUAACAUUAAGCUGUUCGUACUGUGCCACGGCCUCCUGCAGUUCUCUCAGCUGCUGUACAGCGCUUACUUCAAGAGCACCAUCACCACAAUCGAGAGACGCUAUGGCCUCAGCAGCUACUCCUCGGGAACCAUUUCCUCUCUCAACGAGGUCAGUAACAGCAUCCUGAUCGUCUUUGUGAGCUAUUUUGGAAAUCGGGUUCACCGUCCUCGCUUCAUUGGAAUCGGUGGACUGCUGAUGGCUGUCAGUGCCAUGAUCCUUACUCUACCUCACUUCCUGUCCCAGCCCUACGAAUACGACUCUGUGCUACACAACCGUCAUGACAUUUGCAUCCUUCAGGGCAACUCCAGCACGACAGAGUCUUGUGGCCGUGAUGAGACCAGGCGGCUCACUGACACCAACAACCUGCUGCUGCUCAUGGCCAGCGCUCAGCUGCUCUUCGGCGUUGGAUCCGUCCCCAUCCAGCCCUUUGGGAUUUCCUACAUAGAUGAUUUUGCUGGACCAAAUAACUCCCCCCUCUACAUCGCCAUACUGUUUGCCAUUUCUGUGUUUGGGCCUGCCAUUGGUUAUCUGCUGGGCUCAGUCAUGCUGCGGAUCUACGUGGAUGUGGACAAAAACAACUUGGAAGCAGAACAAGAACUGCGACCAGGAGAUCCGCGCUGGGUCGGGGCCUGGUGGAUAGGCCUCCUCAUCGCCACGGGCUGCUUGGUUCUCACUUCCAUUCCAUAUUUCUUCUUUCCCCGCAUGAUGCCGUCACAAGACAACAAAAAGAAUGCAAGUACAAGCGAAAGUGAGACUGACUCUAAUGAUGAUGACUUCAAGAAGCCAGAUGAAUCUUUGCUUGAUUUCCUUAAAAUGUUUCCUAGAAUGUUUAUACACCUUCUGUCGAGCCCUCUUUUCCUGAUGCUGGUCCUGGCCCAAAGCUGCUUCUCUUCAGUGAUAGCAGGUUUAUCUACAUUCCUCAACAAGUUUCUGGAGCGACAAUAUGGAUCCUCUGUGGCAUACAGCAGCCUGCUUGUAGGAGCUGUAAAUCUUCCAGCGGUGGCUGUGGGGAUGUUGAUUGGUGGGGUCAUCAUGAAAAGGCUCGGCCUGACUCUAAAGACCAUCCCACGUUUCUCAGUGGCAAUGCUGACCAUUUCCACCCUCCUCUGUAUUCCUCUCUUCUUCAUGGGCUGUCCAACGCAAAAAGUCUCAGAGGUCAAUCACCAAGUUGAUUAUGGGUCCAAGUGUUACACGAACUGCUCGUGCCCCGUCAGCGCCUUCAACCCCGUGUGCGGCUCUGAUGGUGUGGAGUACAUUUCACCCUGCCAUGCGGGCUGCACCAACUUCACCAGAUAUCCUAACAACUCACACCGGGUUCAGAUUUAUACCAACUGCAGGUGUAUACAGGGGGAUAAUACUCACGCCCAACCAGCUCCUUGUGCAAACAGCUGCCGCCAUUUCCUCCUCCCCGUCAUACUUGUCAUCUCUCUAGCAUCUCUGAUCGCCUGCAUUACUCAUAACCCAACGUACAUGAUGGUGCUUAGAUGUGUUCCCCCAGAUGAAAAGUCAUUUGCCAUAGGAAUUCAGUUCUUACUAAUAAGAGUUUUGGCCUGGCUACCAGCCCCUGCUUUCUUUGGCAUGGCCAUUGAUUCGUCUUGUCUACGGUGGAAAGAAGUUUGUGGAAAGGUGUCCAGCUGUGGUUACUACGACAACAACAUUUUCCGCAGCCGGUACUUGGGUCUACAGGUGUGUUAUAAGGUCAUGGGACUUAUCCUGCUGAUUCUUCUGUGCUGGAAGGUGCAGCGGACUGAUGAGUACAGUCUGGAAAAAAAGCCUGAAGGACUACUGUGAUCCUGCUGAUAUUUUCCUCCUGAUCCGAGCCUCUAACAGCCUCUCUGUGGCCGGAGUGUAUUCUGAGCAAAGCUGCCUGAAUGAGAGGAAUCUAUAAUCAUGGCGAGUCUAAGGUGACCUCAAUUUUCUGCGAGUGAAGUUUCCUGCCAUGCACAACGAGCUUGUUGGAGUGAAGCUAUUUUCUCAUAUAUGUGGAUACAUAAUGUUUUUUCUGAUGUGGAAUGAAAACAUAUUACUUAAUGAAGGCAGGAAUGCUGAAAUUGUUAUAAUGUGUAGCAUUAGUACCUCACGAUAUUAACAUACAUCCACAAAAUGAGUCAGAUUGAUGAUGAUAAGUACCUUUAUGUAACAUUUAUUUAGGUUUCUGUUUGCAUUAGGAACGCGUCUGUAACUAAUUACCUGUAUAACUUAAUAUUUAAGUUGUUUUUUUUUAGACUUUUGUCUUGGGGUUCUUUCUGUGUGGAAUUUGGUAUAUGUGAGUUCUCCCCAGUACACUAAUAAUUUAGAUUCUAAAUUGACUAUUGCAGUAAAUGAGAGUGUGCACUCCUCCCAAACCCCACUAUGAAUAAGCAGUUAUUUAAAAAAAAGAAUAAAUGUUCAUUUAAUUGAUAAUCACAUGUAACACUUUCAUUUGAAUGCUAAUGAUGUUUUAAAUACAAUGUUACUCCUAUUUUUUAAUAAAACAGUGUA
This is a messenger RNA of Menidia menidia (Atlantic silverside), 2985 nucleotides long. NCBI's taxonomy places the organism in Eukaryota, Metazoa, Chordata, Actinopteri, Atheriniformes, Atherinopsidae. The record is from the annotation of a GenBank genome assembly.